AUGGAUAUUCAUCAAGAAGAUGAAUUUGACUUCUUAGAAUGUGCAAUAUGUCUGUCAACAAUGUCAGAUAUAGUUACACCCUUCUCUAUGAAUAGUAAAGAAGGGAAUAAAGCGUGUAAACAUGGAUUUUGUUUUGUAUGUCUUGCACCAUACUUUAAAUUACAACAAAACAAGAUAGCAGAACAUAAAGGUGGUACUGGUACAAUUGAUUGUCCAGUGUGUAGAGAACCAUUUGAUGGAUUUAUAGUCAACAGUAUAUCAAAUAGACUAUUUGAAACUUCAAAGAAAUACUUUUCUGCUACUAAAAUGUUAAAGAAUGAAUUGGCAUUACAAAAAACAGAAUAUAAUAAACAAAUAGAGGAAUUGGAAAAGAAGGAGAGUGAUUCAAGUGAAUAUGUUGAAAAAAUACAAAAAAACAGCAAGAGUGGAGAAAAGAUCAGCGAUCUCGAAGGCGCCUUGUCAUGCGUCAAGGUGGAACAGUGUAAAUUGGAAAACCAAAUAGAGACAUUGUGCAAAAAGAAUAGAAUGCUCGAAAAAGAGAUUGAAGAGUUGCAUCAAAAGAAUGCAAUGUCGGUGGGUGGCAGUCUCAGCAGUUUGUCCAAUCUCACCGACACUUAUUUCGAAAAGUUGAAAAAGACAAACUUUUCAUCAUUGAUUGCUGGUGUGACUGGUGGUGGUAGUCCGGGCAAGACAAACAGCGAGUUUAUUGCCUCGUUUAAGGAGCUCAAUGUUGGUGAGCAACGCGGUAGCAGCAAGAACAGUAUUGUCAAAAAGGUGGCUGUUCCCAAGGUCGGUCCGGCUGCCCUCAAACAGAUCAAAUAUCAAGUGGCAACUGGAUUGGCCUAUUAUAGCACAUACUAUGGAGGUGGAGUGGCAGUAGAGCAGGAUAUACGUGCAUUCCGCGAGUCAAUGUUACUGCACCGCAUGAACCACGCCAACAUUGUCAAGUUGUCCAAGAUAACAAAAGAUGACAGUGGACGCUUCUAUUCAAUCAUCACGCCAUUUGUCGAGUAUGAUCUCGACUAUGUACUCGCAAGUAAGCGUGCAAAAUCGCGUAUUGUACCAGCUGUCGAGCUCAAGUUUGUUGCAUACCAACUGCUGUCCGCCAUCUCAUACAUGCAUGCGCAAGAGGUUGUUCAUCGCGAUAUCCGUCCAACCAGUAUCCUCGUCUACGAGGACUACCAAAUCAGACUGUGCAGCUUUUCAUUAGCCUGUUCAGUCCUCAUUGAUGGUACAAACAACAACAACAACUCAUUAAACAACAGCAAUAAUGGAGGAGGUAGUACUGGUGGUAGUGGUGGAACAUCUGAAGAGUAUAGUGGUGACGAAUUUGUAAAUAUAACACCAUCAACCAAUAAUAGUGGAUAUAAAAAUGGUAUCAUUAUCCCACCCUAUAACAAUUACUCACCACCCGAGAUACUUCUUACUAGCGGUGUCGUACAAACCAGGUCAAUCGAUUGGAAGGCCGUCGACUUGUGGUCGGUUGGUUGUGUCCUCGCCGAAAUGGCCCUUUCUAUCAGUCAAUCAACGCAAACUGCACUCUUUACGGGAAUGGAUCGCAACAACCUACUCAAACAAAUCUGCAAUCUCAAAGAGUGUUGUCCUGCCAACUUUUUUGCCUCUCAAAAGAUUGGUAUGCAGGUCAACCCCACCAAAUCACUUGGUGUCGAACUGCAACCACAGACUGCUCUCUCGCCGAGCAAAUCACAAUCGGCUUCAGAAACAGUCACCCGCGACUAUAUCGACCUUGUCACCAGACUCUUAAAAUUUGACCCCAACCAAAGAAUAUCUGCUCACGAUGCUCUUCAACAUCGAUUCUUUGUCAAUGAAUCCUACUUUAACAAUCAUCCACCUUCUUUUGAUGAUAUAGCUUCAAGUUUAACUGAUCGUAAUAUUAAUGAAUUUAUUAAAGAAAAAGGAAUUCUCUAA
Cavenderia fasciculata is the source of this 1929-nucleotide messenger RNA. Its product is annotated as RING zinc finger-containing protein. Gene Ontology annotation, cellular component: nucleus; cytoplasm. NCBI's taxonomy places the organism in Eukaryota, Evosea, Eumycetozoa, Acytosteliales, Cavenderiaceae. Gene Ontology annotation, molecular function: ATP binding; protein serine/threonine kinase activity. The record is from RefSeq and is a predicted model, not a curated record. The transcript is spliced from 5 exons. Gene Ontology annotation, biological process: protein phosphorylation; intracellular signal transduction. Bases 1 to 1929 code for a protein of 642 amino acids.